UUUCUCACGAUUUGUUGUUUUUCGUUUUUUCUUUCUAUUCAUCAUUCUCGUCCGAAGAUACAUUUUUCUCCGAGUUUUUUUUUCGCGCUACACGAAUCCUGAGAGCCAUGAGGAAAACACGCUUAUUCGAAUGGCAGCUCCUGAUGAUGGCAUUUGGUUUCGUUGUGUGUCAAACAGCACCAAUGAACGAUGCCACAGAUCCGCCCUCCGUCAAAGACCCCAAAGUUGUCGCGCCCUAUCAGGACGAACAAUUCAGCGUUUUCGAUUGGAACAUAUACAAACUGAUGGCCAAUAAAUACAAGGGCAACCUUUUGAUUUCACCGCUCUCCGUUAAAUUAGCACUCGUUCUGCUUUACGAAGGAGCUCAGGACGAAGUCGCGUUGAAACUCGGUGACGUCAUGCAUUUGCCCCGCAGCCGAUGGGACACCCGCUCUAAAUUUGCCGUCGUUUUGCAAUCUCUUAAGCCCGUUUUCGACGAGUACAAACUCGACAUUGGGACGCGAAUGUACUUGAACUCUGGAGUGGAUCUGAAGCAAAGCUUUGCCGCAAACGUGAGAAGCUUUUACAGAACCGACGUUGUGUCGACAAAUUUUUCGAAUUACGACGCUGCCGCUGCCAGUAUCAAUAAUUGGGUCAGUAACGUGACGCACGAGAAUGUGAAAAAAAUGAUCGAAGACGGUGACAGUAUCAAGGAUGCCGUGAUGCUGAUACUGAACGCCUUUUACUUCAAGGGUUCCUGGCACAACGAUCCGUUUUCACCGGACGACACGAAACCCGGAAAAUUCCACACGAAUCCAACGGAGCAAAUAGACGUUCCGUUCAUGAAGACCGAGGGCAAUUUCUUCUUCACUGAAUCCCUCGAACUCGAUGCCAAGAUUCUUCGUCUGCCUUACGUAGGCCGCAAACUGUCGAUGUACUUCGUUUUGCCAAAGACCGUAGACGGAUUGGAUAAUCUCAUCGAAAACAUAAAUCCUUUCGUUUUGAAACGUCACGUUGGGCUCAUGCAAGAGCUGCCUGUCGAGAUCCGAAUUCCCAAGUUCAAAUUCGACUACACGAGCAACUUGGUACAAACUUUACGCGACAUGGGCUUGAAUGAUAUAUUUGAAAAUUCGGCUGCUUUCAAUGAAAUCGCUCGUGCAAAGCGAGAUUCACCGCCACUCGUGGUGACGAACGUCGUACAAAAGGCCGGAAUCGAAGUGAACGAAAAAGGAACGGCGGCAUACGCUCUUACCGAGGUACAGAUCGGCAACAAAAUGGGAGAGCAAACGUUCAACGCGGACCAUCCAUUCUUGUUCUUCAUCGAGGAUGAAAUAACCGGAGCGAUAUUAUACAUGGGAAGAUUGUCCGAUCCGACACGGCAAACCGGAAGCACCGAAACUCCAUCGUUCCCAGACCGUAUUAACGCAGGACCGCCGAUAUCAGAGGAACCACCGAAACCCGCGAGUGCGAUUCGCGAUAACUACUUCAAUGUCGAACUGCUGCAGGCUGUCGCCGCUAAGACCGAUGGAAAUCAAGUCGUUUCUCCGCUGAGUGUUAAAGCCGCCUUAACGGCACUCGUCGAAGGAACCGGCGGCAGAACUCGCCAGGAACUCUUGUCGACCUUGAGGCUGCCGGCGGACGUUUCGCAACUACGAGAAGCUGCCAGGCGCACUUUGGCACCUUUCGUUGAUUCGAAAAAAGGAACGGAACUGAGUCUAAUCACGCGACUUUAUACAGCAUACGGAAUCAGAGUUUCCAUGAAUUAUAACAACGCUUUGGAAGCUUAUUACAAGGGCUCGAUCCAAUCCCUGAAUUUUAGAGAUCCGGCGAUGGCGUCCGCCACCAUAAACGCAUGGAUCCAGAACGUGACGGAAAAUAAUAUUCAUUCUCUCGUUGAACCGGGUUCCCUGAGCCCCAACACGAUGUUUCUGCUGACCUCGGUUGUUUACUUCAGAGGCCGGUGGCUUCACGCUUUCGACGAAGCCGCGACAACUAAAGGCUGCUUCAAUGUACCUGACGUCGGUUGUAAAUACGUACCGAUGAUGGAAAGCAAGGCGAAAUAUAAUUACACUUCGAUGCCGUCCUUGCAGUCCGAAAUUCUCGAACUUCCGUACGAGGAUGGAAGAUUGUCCAUGCUCAUAUUUUUCCCCUAUCACGAGGGUCUCCAAAACCUGCACAUUUUAUCGAAAGACUUAACACACACUCACAUGAGCACUAUCCUCAGUUCCUUGUUCGAAGCAGAAUUGCUCAUUACUCUUCCGAGAUUUACUAUCGACAGCAAAUUCGAUUUACGACCUGCCCUCGAGAGUUUGGGCAUCAAAGAUCUUUUCGAUCUUAGCGCGAAUCUUUCUGGCAUGAUACCGCAUAAUUCUGCCAGAGUCGACAGGCUACUUCAUAACGCUAAAAUCGAAGUAAACGAAUUGGGAACUGUCGCUGCUGCAGCAUCAGCGAUUGAUGUCAUACCUCUGAUGGGCCACACUUACGAACCUUUCCACAUCGAUCGGCCAUUCCUCUUUACGAUCGUCGACCGUCCAACCUCCUCGAUACUCUUCGCUGGUCGCGUCGUUGCACCCUAAUAGGGCACCACAUAAAAUAUCGACUUAAUUCACUCUUUUUACGAUAAUGUAAAUUUCAACGAUGCGAGCGACGGGUUAUUGCUUAGGAGUGGUCAAAGAAUCAUGGAAUCGGUGUGCUGUCUACAAAACGCUUCGAAGAAAAAUUGCAAGUUCACUAUAUAAGAUGACCGUUACAGUAUAGUAAUCGAAUGUUUAAUAUGUAUUUUUGACGAAAUAUCCGCAAUCGUGGAACAAUUGUAUUGAAUUGAAAUAAAGCUUACUUAUCCUGCGGUUCAUAAA
Venturia canescens is the source of this 2834-nucleotide messenger RNA. RefSeq lists its product as uncharacterized. Gene Ontology annotation, molecular function: serine-type endopeptidase inhibitor activity. Lineage: Eukaryota; Metazoa; Arthropoda; Insecta; Hymenoptera; Ichneumonidae. The transcript is spliced from 15 exons. The record is from RefSeq and is a predicted model, not a curated record. The coding region runs from base 108 to 2555 and encodes 815 amino acids.